This is a messenger RNA of Cyphellophora attinorum, 753 nucleotides long. Its product is annotated as putative oxido. NCBI's taxonomy places the organism in Eukaryota, Fungi, Ascomycota, Eurotiomycetes, Chaetothyriales, Cyphellophoraceae. Bases 1 to 753 code for a protein of 250 amino acids. The record is from RefSeq and is a predicted model, not a curated record. Gene Ontology annotation, molecular function: oxidoreductase activity. The transcript has a single exon.
AUGUACGCCUCUUGCCUCGCAGCACUACGCAAUGGCUACCGCCACAUUGACACAGCCCAAAUCUACCAAAAUGAAGCAGAGACCGGCGCUGCAAUCGCCCAAUCCGGCGUUCCCCGCGCGGAGCUCUUCAUCUGCUCGAAACUCUGGGAGGACAUGUACGGCCGCGAGUCAGCUCUGCAAGGCGUGAGACAGUCGUGUCAGAAACUGGGCGUCGACUACAUCGACCUGUACCUCCUACACACUCCUCGUCCAGGGCGGAAGCUACGGCACGAGAGCUGGCUGGGUCUACAGGACGCUGUCAGGCAGGGUCUAGUCAAGGCAAUCGGUGUGAGUAACUGGGCACCGAAGCAUAUCGAGCAAUUGAUGGCUGAAGACGGUGUGGAGUUCUUCCCAGCAGUCAAUCAAUUGGAGUUCCACCCGUGGCAGCAGCAAAGGGAUAUUCGGGCGUGGUGCGAGGAAAAGGGCAUGGUAAUUGUUGCGUACAGUCCGCUCACGCAGGGAAAGAGGCUGGGUGAUCCUGUGGUCAAGGAGGUUGCUGAGAAGGUGGGCAGGACACCUGCGCAGGUCGUGCUGAGGUGGUGUUUGCAGAGCGGUGUUGUGGUUAUUCCGAAGAGUGAUAAGGAGGCGCGGAUCAAGGAGAACAGCAACGUUUUUGGUUGGAGUUUAGAUGAGGAGGAUAUGAAGAGACUUGAUGUGCUAGAUGAGGGCAUGAAGGGCAACCAAGGGGAAUGGGAUCCCCAAGCCUGGGAUUGA